AGUAUUAAGAAGCACAGGACAGCUCCUUAAGCUUUGUUAGCUUUUACUCCUCUCUCUCUCUCUCUCUCUCUCUCUGUACUUCUCCAUCCUCUCUCCGAGCUUUGGGAGGAGCUUCGUUUCUCUCUCCUGUUGAGAGCUCAUGAAGAGGCUAGUACUGUUGCUGUUGGUUUUAGCAGUAGCUAGUGAGGUUAGAGGGGAUGGGCAAUGCAAGCACAAGAGGGGCUUGGCUCCAAGGCCACACAGUGUUUCGAUAUUGGAGUUUGGGGCGGCUGGGGACGGCGUGACCCUAAACACUCUUGCAUUUCAGAAUGCCAUCUUUUAUCUUAGGUCGUUCGCUGACAAGGGCGGGGCUCAGCUCUUUGUACCAAAGGGGAGGUGGCUCACUGGGAGUUUCAACCUCACAAGCCAUCUCACUCUCUUUCUUGAGAAGGACGCCGUUAUCCUCGGAAGUCAGGACUCUUCUCAGUGGCCUAUCAUCGAUCCCUUACCCUCAUACGGUCGUGGAAUAGAACUUCCUGGUGGAAGGCACAGGAGCUUGAUAAAUGGAUACAACUUGACUGAUGUAGUGAUUACAGGAGAUAAUGGGACCAUCGAUGGGCAAGGUUCUAUUUGGUGGCAGUGGUUCAAUUCACAUAGCUUGAACUAUUCUCGGCCUCAUCUUGUGGAACUCGUGAGCUCGAAUAAUGUUGUGAUUUCAAAUCUGACUUUGUUGAAUUCACCUGCUUGGAGCAUUCAUCCAGUGUACUGCAACAACGUAGAAGUUCUAAACAUAACAAUUCAUGCUCCAUCUGAUUCUCCAUUCACAGAUGGGAUAGUCCCAGAUUCAUGCUCUCAACUAUGCAUCGAGGACUGCACCAUCAGCGCUGGGCACGACGCAAUUUCUCUCAAGAGCGGAUGGGACGAAUAUGGGAUCUCUUUCGGGCAACCCUCAUCCGACAUUCACAUAACCAAGAUCUCUCUUCAAAGCCCUCUCGGUUCAGCUCUAGCCUUUGGCAGCGAGAUGUCUGGUGGGAUCUCCGACAUCCAAGUCGAACACCUCCACAUACAAGAUUCCAAAACCGGCAUAAUAUUCAAAACGACGCAGGGAAGAGGCGGUUAUAUAAAGAACAUUCUCAUAUCUGACGUUCAAAUGGAGAACAUCGAGCUUGCUUUCAAGUUAAUGGGCAACUACAGUAGCCACCCUGACGAAAAGUAUGAUCCAACUGCUCUCCCAGUUAUCAGUGGAAUAACUUUUAAGAACAUCAUUGGGUCAAACGUUUCCACUGCCGGAGUCUUUUCGGGCAUAAAAACCGAUAAAUUCUCUGCGAUAUGCUUAUCGAACAUCACAUUAUCGGUGCACUCUGACCCUUCAUGGAUGUGUUCAGAUGUCUCAGGGUUCUCCGAUUUGGUUUCUCCUCAUCCUUGUGCUGAACUUCAAUCAGAUUCUUCGGUAAACUGUUACUCUCUCAUCACUUACAAUCUCUUGGCUUCAGCCUAGAUUCUGUUGAGCUUUUCUCCAUAUUCUUUUUCCCAAUAAGCCAGUUUCUCAUCUGUCAUCCAUUCAAUCCCAAUUGUGCAAAGAAUGCCAGUGUACAGCUCAAUUUCUUCAUUCAAUCUUGUAAGAAAAAAACAAAAAAGUUUUGGUAGUUGGUGGUUGAUAUAUACUAUUGCUGCAUUUGGUUCAAACCU
This is a messenger RNA of Asparagus officinalis (garden asparagus), 1668 nucleotides long. Its product is annotated as probable polygalacturonase. NCBI's taxonomy places the organism in Eukaryota, Viridiplantae, Streptophyta, Magnoliopsida, Asparagales, Asparagaceae. Gene Ontology annotation, biological process: carbohydrate metabolic process. Bases 140 to 1477 code for a protein of 445 amino acids. Gene Ontology annotation, molecular function: polygalacturonase activity. The transcript has 6 exons. The record is from RefSeq and is a predicted model, not a curated record.